This is a messenger RNA of Exserohilum turcica Et28A, 1652 nucleotides long. RefSeq lists its product as uncharacterized. Gene Ontology annotation, biological process: regulation of DNA-templated transcription; rRNA processing. The record is from RefSeq and is a predicted model, not a curated record. The transcript has a single exon. Bases 17 to 1543 code for a protein of 508 amino acids. Gene Ontology annotation, molecular function: snoRNA binding. Lineage: Eukaryota; Fungi; Ascomycota; Dothideomycetes; Pleosporales; Pleosporaceae.
CAGAAUCGGCGUCGCCAUGGUCACCACACGAGGAGGAACAGAGACGCCCGGCGCACCGACGCCCACGCCGCGCAGCUCGACAAGGAAACAAGCAGGAAAGCGGGAACUAGAGUCGCUGGAGACACCGACGCAGACAAAGAGGCAACGAAAAGCUCCCAAGGCUACACCAAAGAAGGGAAGCGCAAAAGAGCCAAAAGGCCAAGAGGGGUCUGCGGACGAGCCUUCGCAGGAUUCUUCAAACGAAACAUCGGACACGACCGCCAUCGCUGCGCCUACGUCAGAAGCUCCCCAGACGCCUAGGCAGGGCGGCGUACCAGCUCGCCGAAGAUCAACUCGUCAAUCCGCUGCUGGCGGCGAGUCAGCCGACCAAUCGUCCAACACCGAGGGAAAAGAAGACGAGGAGCCAUCCACUGCGCAGAACCCAGGCUUUUACACGCCCGCACAAGCACCCGGCUCCGUUUAUGCGACGCCAGCUACACACAGGCAGCCCGAGGGCUCACCUACACCAAAAGCCAAUGCGAUGAAGGACCACACGCCGUCAGCGGCAGCGAAGAAGGGAAGAGGGCGCCCAAAGAAAUCAGUACAAAAGGAGCUUGCGGAGGUCGUCGAAGAAGCAGGCGAAGAAGUGCCGUCAUCCACCUAUGAGAGCGAAAUGGCACCUAUACCGUCGCAAGACUCUAUACCUCCAUCUGCACAGCCUGAGAAAACACACAUGCGAUUUGGCAGCGAGGAGCCUGCGCCGACUCAAGAUACUCCAGUCGUGAACAAGCAAGGCAGUAAACUUUCCGAGGCCACCAAGUCUGCAAUUGAGCCAUCCCAAGUCGAAAGUGAAAAAGACGACGAGGCCAGCGACUCGGACGACGAGGCUCCCGAGGUAGUCACGACCGCCGCCGCCAGCUCCAAAGCUCUCGCCGCGCGUACCGAAGCCGAGCGCGCACAGAAAGCCCAGCAAGCCAAAGAACAAGCCAAACGACAAGCCCGCGAGGAGUUUCUCGCCGCCCAACAAGCCGCCAAGCGCGAGCGCGAAGAAAAGAAGGCCAAGAAACUCGCAAAGCAAGCCGCCAAAGAGGCAAAGGCAAAUGCAGCAGCAGCAGCAGAAGAAGAAGAGGGUCCCACCGCCAACGAAGAGUCCGACGCUGAACCCCCCCGCAUGAACCUCGAUACAUCCAACGGGCUGCUCCCCGCCUCUCUCCUCGAAACCAUCGACGACCAGCGGCCGCCCACGCCGCCGCCCGAGCGCCGCGGCAAAACCGAAGAGGAAAGACGCCGCGAGAAAUUAAACCAGCAUAUCAAGUUCCUCGAGCGCACCGACAAGCCCACCAAGGACGUCAAGAAGGGCAGGCUCAGCGUCGCGGUCUUGGCACAGCAGAACAAGGUCCUGCCGCCAAAGGCGAAUAGGAAUACAAAGAAUGUGCGGGAGCACUGGCUCAAGGGCAGGCAGGCGGACAAGAAGAAUAAAAAGGCUGUUGGGAAACCGCGGUUCGGCAAGAUGGAGAGGAGACAGCAUGGAAACCGUGGUUUCUUGAGAGAUGGAGACGACUAGAGAGAUGAUGGCUUUGGCGAGAGGUCACGACGUUAGUUGUCAUGUCUUGAAUGGAUGUUUCCGUAUUACGUAUGUAGCAGGGACAUGCAAAAGUCUAAAAGUUGAAAAA